Molecule: messenger RNA, 1008 nt
Organism: Lichtheimia ornata
Lineage: Eukaryota; Fungi; Mucoromycota; Mucoromycetes; Mucorales; Lichtheimiaceae
Exons: 1
Coding region: 1-1008 (335 amino acids)
Source: RefSeq, a predicted model, not a curated record
AUGGCUCGUUUCAUUUCUUUGACUUUGGCUACUCUUCUUUCCAUGGCUGUCUUUGCUCAAGCUGCUCCAACUGGUGCUGCUUCUUCCACUGAUGUCAAUGGACAAGUUCCUCAACAACAACAACCCAACGGUGGUACUAGCAUUGCUGCCCCAAAUGCUGCCAGCAAGCGUAGCAAUGAACAAGUUCCUCAACAACAACAACCCAACGGUGGUACUAGCAUUGUUGCCCCAAAUGCUGCAAGCAAGCAUAGCAAUGAACAAGUUCCUCAACAACAACCACCCAACGGUGGUACUAGCAUUGCUGCCCCAAAUGCUGCAAGCAAGCGUAGCAAUGAACAGGCUCCUCAACAACAACCACCCAACGGUGGUACUAGCAUUGCUGCACCAAAUGCUGCCAACAAGCGUAGCAAUGAUAUCACCACCAAUCAACCUGCUACUGCUGGCACAUCAACCAGUGGCAAACAGCAAACUGGGAAGCGUUCCACUACCGACAAUGGACCUGCUGUUGACGAGAAUACGAAUGUACCUGAAGAUGCCAAUAGCAAGGUCAAGGGGCAAGAAGAGAAGCGUAGUGCUAGUGCACACCAAAGCGAUAGCGGCAAUGCUUCAGGUGGAAAGCAAUCCAUUGGCAAGCGAUGUAACAAGGAUGUAGCUGGUGCUGAACAAGGUCAACCACCUGUCAAUGCUGGUGAACAAGAGGGUGCUGCUGCUACUGCUCCUGCUGCUGGUGAUCAACAAGAUGGAGCUUUGGAUGGCAUCACUAAGCGAAGUGAUAAUGAAAUUAAGAACAAGACCCAACACGAGGCCCGUGACAAUGAUGGUGUCCCUAAUGGUCACAGCGUUGAAGGAACUACUGGUCAUGGUCAAGGCGACGAGAAGGUUGAAAAACGCCACAACAAGGGCAAGCAUGGCAACAACAAACAAAACAAGGGUGCUCAAGCUCAAGGCAACCAACAAGGUCAACCAGGUCAACCAGGUCAACAAGCAGCAGCAGCCGGCCCUCAAUAA